AUGGGUGCUACUGCUACACUGAAAUUUGCAUGCAUGGUUCUUCUUCUUGUUUGGAGCAUUAAUGUAAUUUGUGCUCUCAGUGGAGCUGAGCAUGGUGGUGAAGCAGACGAUGAAAGUAGUAGCUAUGUAGGUCCAAGUGGAUGGAAUAACUUCGAUAAUGAUGAUGAUUAUUGCUCAUAUAGAAACUGGCGGAGUUGUGGGAGUUUCUUUGGGAGAGGUGGUAGAGGCCAUGGAGCUGGAGUUGUUGGUGGUGGUGGUGGUGGUGGCGGUGGCGGUGGAGGAGGUGGAGGAAGUGGGUCAGGUCACGGAGAAGGUUAUGGAGCAGGAGCUGGUGUAGGUGAUAGUAGUGACGGUGCCGGGGGAGGAGGCGGCGGUGGAGGAGGAGGAGGUAGUGGUUCAGGUGGAGGAUAUGGUAAAGGAAGAGGUUUUGGUGGUGGUGGCGGAGUAGGUGCUAGCAUUGGAGGGGGAGGAGGAGGAGGAGGCGGAGGCGGAGGCGGUUCUAGUGGUGGUUAUGGUCAUGGUAGUGGUUUUGGUGGGGGUGUUGGUGUUGGAGGAGGUGGUGGUGGGGGAAUGGGUUUUGGAAUGGGCAUUGGAUUUGGAUUUGGAAUUGGAAAUGGAAAUGGUGGGGAUGGUGGUACUACUACUCAUGAUCAUCAAAUUGAUGGUAAUAUUGGAGGAGGUCCUGCUAAGCCCUAA
Molecule: messenger RNA, 696 nt
Organism: Ziziphus jujuba (common jujube)
Lineage: Eukaryota; Viridiplantae; Streptophyta; Magnoliopsida; Rosales; Rhamnaceae
Product: putative glycine-rich cell wall structural protein 1
Exons: 2
Coding region: 1-696 (231 amino acids)
Source: RefSeq, a predicted model, not a curated record